Messenger RNA from Ceratosolen solmsi marchali, 1256 nucleotides. It is a transcript of the gene Con, whose product is annotated as leucine rich repeat protein connectin. Lineage: Eukaryota; Metazoa; Arthropoda; Insecta; Hymenoptera; Agaonidae. Bases 141 to 1256 code for a protein of 371 amino acids. Gene Ontology annotation, molecular function: protein binding. The transcript has 5 exons. The record is from RefSeq and is a predicted model, not a curated record.
UUGCUGUCUUUAUUUGAACUGCUGUCAAGUGAUUUUAAGGAGUGAAGCAUCCCCAGUUGUGUGAAGAUUUUCUGGAAAUCUUAAGAAAGGAUUUCAAGAUAUCGAUUCAUCUUUCUUUGCAAAAUUGACAGUAUUCAAAAAUGGCCAUAAAAACUUUUGUCUAUAAUCCGAGGCUAUUGGUCUUAUGUAUUUUCUUAUUGAAUCUAACCAUAAGCAUUUCUGAAUCGAUAACAAUGAAAAAUCGCAAUCGCAAAAAAGUAGCUAAAGACACAGAAGCUAAAGACAUUAACGUUUGCGACAUCGAACAGGCAGAUAGUCCACUUUACUGUUACUGCAAUGAUAAUAAGCUAGCCAGUGCCGAAGAUGCCAACUGCCUUAUCUUCAACAAACUCGAGCUUCAAGAUCCCAUCUGGGCGCAUUUUAAUUCGCAGAUGUACAUCAAGAAACUAAGUUUCGUUGUUAAAAGUGACGGUAGUAUUACUUACGUACCUACGGCAGUAUUCCGGCAACUAAAAAGUUUGAACACCAUAAGCUUCCAACAUGCUAAAUUAGAGGCUAUUGAAAGUCAGUCGUUCGCUGGUUUACCUACAGUUUCAACGAUUAAUCUCAACAAGAAUUCUAUCAGUAUUCUGAAGUGGCAUGCCUUUGAGGGUCUGAGAAACUUGACAGUGCUCAAUCUGGACGAAAAUUUCAUUGCAGAACUUAGCAGAGAUAUUUUCUACGACAUACCAAGACUACAGAAGCUCUUCCUAAAUCAUAAUAAUGUCUCUCUACUUCAUGAAAAAGCUUUUAAACAUCUGCCCUCCCUACAAGAACUCGAGCUUAAUAACAAUAAGAUAUCGGUACUGACAGGCGACAGCUUCCAAGGUUUGCGAAUGCUCCAACGCCUAGAUUUGCGUAACAAUGUUAUAACAAUGCUGGGUGAUCGCUGUUUCAUCGAGAUUCCGGAUCUACAGGAGCUUGAUCUUGAUCAAAAUAAGAUUAAAUUUAUAUCGAAUAAAGCGUUGGAUGGACUGAGGAAGCUAAAAAAAUUGAGAAUCAGCGAAAAUAGACUUGUCACUUUAGAGCCGGACUUCCUUGUUGGUGCUCCAUCUCUAAAUCUUCUCGAUCUUCGGGAUAAUUCCUUGCGCACAAUGACUUUCGACAAUAUCAAACCCGUUAUUACGAACUUCUAUAAUAAUUCCAGCUACUUCUAUCUUGAUGGUAAGUACGAAGAUAAUAAAUAUUUCAACGUUAUGAUAGCCAUGUUGCAAUAA